This is a messenger RNA of Nyctereutes procyonoides (raccoon dog), 378 nucleotides long. Its product is annotated as short coiled-coil protein-like. The record is from RefSeq and is a predicted model, not a curated record. NCBI's taxonomy places the organism in Eukaryota, Metazoa, Chordata, Mammalia, Carnivora, Canidae. Gene Ontology annotation, cellular component: trans-Golgi network. Bases 94 to 342 code for a protein of 82 amino acids. The transcript has a single exon.
UGUCCUCCCGGUUCCCUCCCGCUCCCGGCACCUCCGAAGGCAGACCAUUCAUCAAGGAUUUUGUAUCCAAGGCCCAAAAGCUUGUUACCCGAGAUGAUGAAUGCCGACAUGGAUGCAGUUGAUGCUGAAAAUCAGGUGGAACUGGAGGAAAAAACACGACUUAUUAACCAAGUGUUAGAACUGCAACACACACUUGAAGACCUCUCCGCAAGAGUAGAUGUGGUUAAGGAAGAAAAUCUGAAGCUAAAAUCCGAAAACCUAGUUCUUGGACAACAUAUAGAAAACCUCAUGUCUGCUUCUAGUGUUUUUCAAACAACUGACACAAAAAGCAAAAGAAAGUAAGGGAUUGACAUCCCUUCUAUUUCAUGGAAUUGCUGC